AUGGAAUCAAUGGAAAUAACAGAAAUAGUAGAAACAACAAAAGCAGCAGAAACAACUGAAAUAGCAAAAACAGCAGAAAUAGUAGAAAUAGCAGAAACAACAGAAACAAUAAAUACAACAGAAACAAUAGAAAUAAUAAAUACAACAGAAGAAGAUAAUACUCUAUCAGAUACAGAAAAUUUAAAAUGUUUAUUUAAAAAAUUAGUAAAAAAAUAUAAAAAUACAGACCUUGAAUUAAUUGAAUGUGAAAUUAAAGAAAAACAAAAGAUACGAGGUGCAACAGGGUUAAAAGUUAUUGAAAAAGUAAAUCUUUUAGUUAAAUAUUAUCCUGAAUUAGAAAAUGCUCUUGAAUCCUUAGAUAAAUUUAUUAUAUAUGAAAAACAUUAUAAUCAAAUUAUUAGAAAUAAUAAUUUUAUUGAAAAAUUAGAAAAAAAAUUGAAUUUCAUAUCUUCUAUGAAUGAUGAUUAUAAUAAUUAUAAAGGACACUUAGAAAAACUUAAACAACAACUAAAAGAAUCUGAACAGCAAAGAUUAUUUUAUAUUAAUUUAAUUAAAGAAUUAGAAACUAAAAAUAAUGAAUUAAUAGCAGAAAAUAAUCAAUUAAAAGAAAUAAUUAAUUUUAAUCUUAAUGAUCAAGAAAUUCGUAUCAAAUAUAUUAAAGAAAUAGCUCAAAAAGAAAGAAAAAAUUUUUAUGAUGAUUUAAUAA
Messenger RNA from Racocetra fulgida, 706 nucleotides. The record is from the annotation of a GenBank genome assembly. Lineage: Eukaryota; Fungi; Glomeromycota; Glomeromycetes; Diversisporales; Gigasporaceae.